Molecule: messenger RNA, 444 nt
Organism: Trichoderma gamsii
Lineage: Eukaryota; Fungi; Ascomycota; Sordariomycetes; Hypocreales; Hypocreaceae
Exons: 3
Coding region: 1-444 (147 amino acids)
Source: RefSeq, a predicted model, not a curated record
AUGUCGUCGUCUAACCAUACCGAGGUGCCCGUUGAGGAAUCAUACGGCCAAAUGUGCUGGCUCACUGUCCCCGUUGUAAACAUCGACAGGGCCAAGGCCUUUUAUGCCGAGAUAUUCAACUGGGACAUCAGCCCUGAAGCCAUGCCCAGCGAUCGGCCCGGCGUCAAGGAGCUCCAUCAUUUCAAUCGUGGAAAAACGCUGCAUGGCGCAUUUGCCGUGAUGGAAGAUGGAUAUCACGUCAUCAACCAAUCGAUGGGUUCAACAGAUGCCAUUUCCGUUCACCCGAGCUUUUACGUCAAGAACUGCAAGGAUACACUCGAAGAGGUUGAAAGACUCGGUGGUAAGAAGCACCUGCACAAGACGGAGAUUGGUGGGGAUAUGGGCCAUUAUGCUCGAUUCAUCGAUACUGAGGGCAACUUGAUCGGAAUCUGGUCCAAAAUCUGA